Messenger RNA from Dipodomys ordii (Ord's kangaroo rat), 942 nucleotides. RefSeq names its product abhydrolase domain containing 12B (gene Abhd12b). Lineage: Eukaryota; Metazoa; Chordata; Mammalia; Rodentia; Heteromyidae. Gene Ontology annotation, cellular component: endoplasmic reticulum membrane. Gene Ontology annotation, molecular function: monoacylglycerol lipase activity; phosphatidylcholine lysophospholipase A1 activity. The coding region runs from base 1 to 942 and encodes 313 amino acids. The transcript is spliced from 11 exons. Gene Ontology annotation, biological process: phosphatidylserine catabolic process; monoacylglycerol catabolic process. The record is from RefSeq and is a predicted model, not a curated record.
AUGCACUCUGGGGACUGCGAGGCGGCCUCGGUACCCGAGCCCCCGGACCAUGGCUGCGUGGCCUCCUGGUGGGACAUGGUCCUGCGGAACCUACGAUCUGUUCCACACCACUGCUCAACACUUGGAAGACAAAUUGCUGCUCUGUACACUGAUUUUACCAGCAAAUCAUUAUCAGAACACAUUUUCCCUCCUCUGAUGGAGAUGCUCAUUUAUUUUAAUUUUUACAAAGCUCCUUUUCUUGUGGAUUUAAAGAAGCCAGAGUCCAAGAUUGCUCACACAGUGAACUUCUACAUCAGGCCUGAGCCUGGAGUGAUGUUGGGAAUCUGGCACACAGUUCCCAGCUGCCGGGGGAAUGAUGCCAAGGGGAAGGAUCGUUGCUGGUAUGAAGAGGCCCUGCGCGAUGGGAACCCAAUCAUUGUUUAUCUUCAUGGCAGCUCAGAACACAGGGCAGCUUCCCACAGAAUUAAGCUGGUAAAGGUGCUGAGUGAUGGCGGCUUUCACGUGCUGUCUGUUGACUACAGAGGGUUUGGGGAUUCCACGGGGAAGCCAACAGAAGAAGGACUGACGGUGGAUGCCGUUUGUGUCUAUGAAUGGACCAGGGCAAGAAGUGGGGACACUCCUAUAUGCCUGUGGGGCCACUCUCUGGGCACGGGAGUCGCCACCAACGCUGCAAAGGUAUUGGAAGAGAAAGGGUGCCCAGUUGAUGCCAUCGUUUUGGAGGCCCCAUUUACCAACAUGUGGGUUGCAAGUAUCAACUAUCCUUUGUUAAAGAUUUACCAGAAAUUUCCAGGAUGUUUGAAGACCCUCAUGGAUGCCAUGAAAAAAGACAAAAUAGUCUUCCCUAAUGAUGAGAAUGUGAAAUGCCUGUCUUCUCCCCUUCUCAUCUUACAUGGAGAAGACGACAGGACAGUGCCCUUGGAGUAUGGAAAGCAGGUAAACUAA